Molecule: messenger RNA, 999 nt
Organism: Alternaria incomplexa
Lineage: Eukaryota; Fungi; Ascomycota; Dothideomycetes; Pleosporales; Pleosporaceae
Exons: 2
Coding region: 1-999 (332 amino acids)
Molecular function (GO): hydrolase activity
Source: RefSeq, a predicted model, not a curated record
AUGACAACACCAACAACAUCAACAACGCCUAAUCGCGUCAAGACACGCUUCCUCAUCAUCUCAGAUACGCAUACUAGAACUCCUCUCGAUAACAUCGCAGAUGAUGAGGCUGCCUUCCGCCCGCCACUGCCCCCGGCAGAUGUGCUUCUUCACUGCGGCGACCUGACCAUGAUCGGUCAUCUGGACGAAUAUGAAAAGACUCUGGACAUGCUGGAAAGCAUAGAUGCGGGCUUGAAGCUUGUCAUAGCUGGAAAUCACGACAUUACUCUGGAUGAGGAGUAUUACGCCCGAAAAGGCGAAUACAUGCACAGAGGAGACAGAUACGACAAAGACCUACCCGCCAAAGCUCGAGAGAUGUGGAAGGGCGAGCGGGCGCGGAAAGCAGGUGUAACGUACCUGGAAGAAGGAACGCAUACAUUCCAGCUUCAAAACGGGGCCAACCUGAGGGUCUACGCGUCCCCCUACCAACCAGAAUUCUGCGACUACGCCUUCCCCUACUUCCGCAACGAAGACCGCUACAACCCUCCCCAUCAAUGCACACCAAACGCCAAACCCAUCGCCGAGAACCCCGUCCCAGACUUUCCCAACAUCGAUAUCAUGAUGACCCACGGACCGCCCAUGGGCGUCAUGGACGCGACAACAUCAGGACAGCACGUCGGCUGCGACCACCUACUGCGCGCUGCUCGACGCUGCAAACCCCGGCUUCAUUGCUUUGGGCAUAUACAUGAGGGAUGGGGCGCGCAGAAAGUGCGGUGGAACAACAAGGGGGGGCUGGAUGUCAGGAUUGAAGAGCAUAUCGAAGAUGUGGAGAGUGUGGAUGUUGAUCAGGAUGCGGCUAGGGAGAGGAGGGCGGCUACUGUUGAUAUCGGCGAGGGUAGCGAUACGGCGGUUGAGUUUGGGCGGGAGACUUUGAUGGUUAAUGCGAGUAUUAUGAGCGUGACGUAUAAGCCGUGGAACGCGCCUUGGCUUGUGGAUCUGGACCUCGAAAUGGCCAGUUGA